Messenger RNA from Drepanopeziza brunnea f. sp. 'multigermtubi' MB_m1, 2139 nucleotides. The record is from RefSeq and is a predicted model, not a curated record. Lineage: Eukaryota; Fungi; Ascomycota; Leotiomycetes; Helotiales; Drepanopezizaceae.
AUGCCAACUUCCUCAUCCUCAUCCACCCUUCUCCUCCUCCUAUCCUCUCUCGCCCUCCUCAAUCCCAGCAAUGCCCUUCCGUGGACCGGAGCCCAGCCAACAGGUAUAUACAACAACAGGGAAAUAGCGUGGUCAUCUCCCCGACCGACGCCGCCCGUCCCUGAUAUAAUUCCCCCCGCCGCCGCCAACAACCUCUUCACUACCAAGGGCGGAGCGUCAGUUUCGGUAGACGACGUCGUCAACGUGUGUGGCUGGGCGGGAGGCAGCAACGCGGAGAGUUCCGUAGUAUGUCGUCCGGUCGGGUCCUCUUGCGAGAGAAACACCGUACGUGCGGUUAUCGGGUGCUGUGCGACGACGGAUUGCAGCGCUGCGGGUGUUGUCUAUUCGAGAUGCGCGGAUGGGAAUAACGCCGGCUUGUGGAUGUCGGAUUCGGGCAUGCGGCGGGAUGGGGGCGUUCUCUCUUGGUUAGCACUUCCAUUCAUUCGUUACUCACACACGUAUAUACACAGAGAGAGAGAGGGUCGCUUGCUGAUAUCGACAGAUAGUUCUGGGGCCAACGUCUGCUACCGCAAUACCUAUCCAGGGAGCGAUUACCAAUAUAGAUGCCGUGCUUCAGCGGCCGCAACAACAGUGGUCGAAACCACGUACUCGGGUCAAGCUCCAGAUACGCUCCUCCUCCUCCAGAUCGUAUCCAGCGGGGUGAAUCCCAGCCCGCUAUCUGUCGCCGCGUCCUCGACAGCUUCCUUACCAACAACUAGCAGCAGCUCUGCGAUUGCUGUAUCUUCGGCCUCGUCGUCAUUCUCGUCUUCUGCGUCUUCCAAACUCCCAUUAUCGAAUAGCUCAAUGUCUACUUCAACAGGGUUGACGAGCUCUUCUAGCUCUAACUCCUUCUCUAACUCAUCCCGUUCGACGAAGACGAAAAGUCUAAUCAGAACCACCUCGAUUUACACUCCGACUAUCGCAUUAAACCUAGCAGGAAAGGCAAGUAGUAGCGGAACAACCGCGUCAGAAGCACCGUCAUCAUCAUCAUCAAGCACCGCUCUCAAAGCCGCCGCCGCCGUCGCCGCCGCCGAAGAAGAAAAAGGAGGAGGUACAGAUACCGAUACAAAAGAUACCAACAAGGGAGCACUCAUCGGUGCAUGUCUAGGGGGGGUCCUAGGCCUAGCAUCCAUCGUCGGAUUCGCCCUCUGGUAUGGCCGCCGCCGCCGCCGACGAAGCAGGCAGACCAAGACCCGAGCCGGCUCCUUCAUAAGCAAGCAUCACGGCUCAGAGCCGCCCCCCUCCGGUCCCUUUCUUCAACGACGAACGACCCCGUUCAGCACCGGUGGUUUGGGUUUGCGCUCGAGCAGCAGCAGACCAUCUGAUACCCGCGGGUUACCAACGAGGACGAUGACGAGGAGAACGGCAGAACCACUACCAUCAUCAGCAGCAGCAGCAGCAGCAGGAGAAAUCCCGUCAACACCUCCACCUCCUCCACCACCACCUCCUCCUCCUCCUCCUCAAUCAUCAACAAAUCCUCCGCUCUCCCCUCUCGGCUCAUUCCACAACGGCUACCUCCCAUUGCCCAUCUCAUCAUCCGCAGCGUCCGCAGCGGCACCUAUGCUCCUCCGCGGCGGCAGCGGCGGCAGUGGGGUCACGACACGAGCUCUAGACUGGAGCAUCACGACCGAGGUCCUCCGCGCCCAGCGCCCAUUAGCUCGCAGGAGUAAUGCGUCUUCUUCUUUAUCUUUCUCUUCUCCUUCUCCGCCACUACCCGUACCUCCACCGCCACCUCGCAGCCCACUACGAGAUUCGAAAAGUGUGCAGACGAGUUUGAAUUUGAACUCUAGUUUGUCUGCGAGAGUGGCUGCUGCUGCUGCUACUGCUACUGCUGGUUCUAGGAGGAGGGAGGAAGAAGAAGAAGAGGAGGAGGAGGAGGAAGAAGAAGAAGAAGCUGUGACUAUGGGUAUGAGCAGCGGUGAUGAUGGUGUGCCGAGAUACCAGCUGGUAGAUCAUCGUCAUGAUGAUAACGACGAAGAGGUGGCCAGCAGAGGGGAGGAGCAUAUGCCGAUACUACGCAGGCCUAGUCCUAGUCCUGGACCAAAUCGAGUCGAGGGAGAGAGCCGUAGUAUGCGCGGAUUGCUGGUGUUCGAGGAUUGA